Molecule: messenger RNA, 1201 nt
Organism: Alnus glutinosa
Lineage: Eukaryota; Viridiplantae; Streptophyta; Magnoliopsida; Fagales; Betulaceae
Product: probable aquaporin PIP2-8
Exons: 4
Coding region: 128-973 (281 amino acids)
Biological process (GO): transmembrane transport
Cellular component (GO): plasma membrane
Molecular function (GO): water channel activity
Source: RefSeq, a predicted model, not a curated record
CUACACUCUUUAUAACUUUCUCACCCUCGCUCUUUCAGCUCACAGAGAGUUUUUGAGAAACAGACAGAAACGUACACAGAGAGAGAGAGAGAGAGAGCUUCACAGAAUCACCAGGACUGUGUGAAAGAUGUCAAAGGAAGUGAGCGAAGAGGGGCAGAGCCACCACCAUGGCAAGGACUACGUGGACCCUCCACCGGCACCACUCUUCGACCUGGGGGAGCUCAGGCUCUGGUCCUUCUACAGAUCCCUCAUCGCCGAGUUCAUCGCCACCCUCCUCUUCCUCUACGUCACUAUCGCCACUGUCAUUGGGCACAAGAAGGCCACCGAACCCUGCGGCGGCGUGGGGCUUCUGGGUAUCGCUUGGGCCUUCGGUGGCAUGAUCUUCGUCCUUGUGUACUGCACCGCCGGUAUCUCUGGUGGGCAUAUUAACCCGGCUGUGACGUUCGGGUUGUUCUUGGCAAGGAAGGUCUCGCUGAUUCGUGCUGUGUCGUACAUGGUGGUGCAGUGCUUGGGAGCUAUUUGCGGUGUUGGGUUGGUUAAGGCUUUCAUGAAGCACGACUACAACAGGCUUCAAGGUGGAACUAACUCUGUGUCUGCAGGGUACAGUACUGGCACAGCCUUGGGUGCUGAGAUCAUCGGAACCUUUGUGCUGGUCUACACCGUUUUCUCAGCCACCGACCCAAAGAGGAACGCUCGUGACUCUCACGUGCCUGUUUUGGCUCCGCUUCCUAUUGGGUUCGCUGUGUUCAUGGUGCACUUGGCCACCAUCCCCAUCACUGGAACUGGUAUCAACCCAGCUAGGAGCUUUGGAGCUGCUGUAAUCUACAACAAUGGCAAAGUCUGGGAUGACCACUGGAUCUUCUGGGUUGGCCCAUUUGUGGGAGCGCUGGCUGCAGCGGCGUACCACCAGUACAUACUGAGAGCAGCGGCGAUCAAGGCUUUGGGAUCCUUCCGCAGCAACCCCACCAACUAAAGAGACAGACAAAAAAACCUCAACUUAAAAAAUUUCUGAUGUCUCUCAUUUCUCUUUCGCCCCUAUUUGUUUGUUUGCGUGUAUGAGAUCGAGGAUGUUGAUGAUGAUGACCCUUCUUCUUCUUUUCCUUGUUUUCUUUAUAAUUUAAUCUUUUAUUGUUAGAAUUGGAUGAUGUGUAUCAUAUUAUUAUUGUUCAAUGACUAGUGGUGGUGCUUCUCCUUUUUUUUA